Molecule: messenger RNA, 690 nt
Organism: Tetrahymena thermophila SB210
Lineage: Eukaryota; Ciliophora; Oligohymenophorea; Hymenostomatida; Tetrahymenidae
Exons: 1
Source: RefSeq, a predicted model, not a curated record
AUGAAAGAUUUAUUCUUAGAAGAUAUUGAAACUAAAUCAAACUUCUUUGAAGAAUUUAUUAUUUCUAAUACUCAGCUUAGCGAGUAUCCUUUAACGUUCUUCAACAAUUCCUUAGCUAAAUAAAGAAAAGGAAAAAUAUCCAAAUUAUACCCUGUUGAAAUACAUUAGUGUAAAAACUACGUUGACUAAAUAUCUUUAAUUGCUUAAUACUCUUUUGAACUUUCUACCCUUAGUGAGUAAACAGUAAAAGAGGAAAUAGUAGAAAAUAUUCUUGCAAUGACACAUUAUAAUAAGGGGGACUUACAUUCUAUGAAAUCUCCUAUGAAAUUAGUUAAACAAUAAGAGUGGGAAGAGAAAUUCAAUUCAUAUAAAAGAAAAAAAGAAAUCCUUGGAGGAGCAAUAGUUUUCACAACAAUUAUGAGAGAAAAGUCUCCUAGAUUGAAAGACUUAAGCCCUUAUUAGCUUAUUGAAUUAUACAAAGAGGCCUUGUUCUUAGGGCUGAAUGAAAAAGAGCUAUGGAAAAGAGUUACUCAACGAGAUAUAAGAGAGAAGCUAUUUCAAUACUUAUUUUUUGGAUCAAUUUUCCUACUAUCACCGGUAUAAAAAAGAUAAGUUAACAUAGAUCUUGUUAAAACAGAAAAAUUGUAAGAAUAUUAGAUGAUAUAAUUGUUAAUAUAAAAUUUUAAUUGA